This is a messenger RNA of Kwoniella botswanensis, 735 nucleotides long. RefSeq lists its product as uncharacterized. Gene Ontology annotation, cellular component: proteasome core complex, alpha-subunit complex; nucleus; proteasome core complex. The record is from RefSeq and is a predicted model, not a curated record. Gene Ontology annotation, biological process: proteasome-mediated ubiquitin-dependent protein catabolic process. NCBI's taxonomy places the organism in Eukaryota, Fungi, Basidiomycota, Tremellomycetes, Tremellales, Cryptococcaceae. The transcript is spliced from 9 exons. Bases 1 to 735 code for a protein of 244 amino acids.
AUGUUCUUAACGAGAUCCGAAUACGAUCGUGGUGUGAAUACCUUCUCUCCGGAGGGUCGAUUGUUCCAAGUCGAGUAUGCUAUGGAAGCUAUCAAACUCGGUUCAACAACAGUUGGAAUAACCACCCCUGAAGGAGUCGUCUUAGCAGUUGAGAAGAGAGUACCCUCCCCAUUGUUAGAAUCAUCCUCAAUCGAGAAGAUCAUGGAGAUCGAUUCGCAUAUCGGUACAGCCAUGUCGGGUCUGACGGCAGAUGCUCGAACGAUGGUGGAACAUGCUCGAGUGACCUCUCAAAUGCACAACUUCACUUACGACGAGAAGAUCGGUGUGGAAAGUUGUACUCAGGCUGUGUGUGAUUUGGCAUUGAGGUUUGGUGAGAGUGUUGAGGAUGAUGAUGCUUUGAUGUCCCGACCUUUCGGUGUAGCUCUCCUUAUCGCUGGGAUAGAUGAGAAAGGACCACAAUUAUACCACACCGAUCCAUCUGGUACCUUUGUGCGAUACGACGCGAAAGCGAUUGGUUCAGGUUCAGAUGCAGCUCAACAAUCCUUACAAGAUGCUUUCCACAAGCAAAUGACAUUGAUGGAAGCUCACUCGUUAGCUUUGAAAGUAUUGAAGCAAGUUAUGGAAGAGAAGUUAGAUGAAAACAACGUUCAGCUUGCUCAGGUCACAAAAUCAAAAGGAUUCGAGAUUUUGGGUGAGAAUGAAUUGAAAACUGUCAUAGAGACACUUGCAGCAUGA